Messenger RNA from Haemonchus placei, 660 nucleotides. The record is from the annotation of a GenBank genome assembly. NCBI's taxonomy places the organism in Eukaryota, Metazoa, Nematoda, Chromadorea, Rhabditida, Trichostrongylidae.
AUGGAUUUUUCAAAGGGAUUAUUAGUUGAGUUUCUCGUCCUUGAAGGUCCGCGUCCGUUUCGAUGUACUGUAUGCACCAAAAGCUUCUGCCGUGCAUACACCUUAUCCUUGCAUAUGAAGAUGCAUGUGACUGGCCACCGCCAUUUUUGUCAAUUAUGUGGGAGGUGGUUCAAAUCGAUGAUCGCCCUUGCUGAACAUGAGAACACAUGUUUGGCGUUAUUAAAUGGUGAUUUUGUCAACACUGAUCGCCCUUUUCGGUGGCAGUGCUCGUACUGUGAGAAAAUGUUCCAUCAUAGGAGAGAUAAGAAUAUCCAUGAAAGAGUGCACACAGGAGAGAAGCCAUACGCGUGUGGAUAUUGUGGCAGAGGGUUUUCGCAGUCGCAGACGCUGACAAUACAUAUCAGGACGCACACUGGUGAGAAACCGUAUCCUUGCAGCGUAUGUGGGCAAGAGUUUAGGGAUAGUUCUGCACUCCGGAAACAUGAAUACAGGCAUACUGCGAUUCCCGCUUCGUCGGUAGUGUCAUCACUGUAUGAGGAUUCUACAAUAGAAAUAGGGAUGGAUGACGAACGUUUAUGGAAUAAUAGGGGAAUAUUGAUUGUGAAAAUGGAAACCCAAUACGAUGCCCAAGAUGAUCUCCUUUCACUUGUGAUGCUAUAG